UCAAUCCACGAGCUGGCUCCGAACAUGGUGAAAACAUACAUCCUCGCUCCUAACUGGACAACAGCUCCCCCGCCAGAUGGGCCGAUUCAACUUGGUCAUGUUCUGGACGACUUGACCGAAUUCGUUCCCCUGAACCGCCGCAGUGUGCCUGAAAUACCGGAGGAUGAUAUGAACCCUGUCGAUACCAAGACUGGCUUCAAAACAUCCCGAAGCGAGCUUUUAUCUGGCGAGCUCGGUGUUUUUGCCCGAAUUUUUGGCCUAGUUGGCAUCGGAGCAGGGACUGGCGUCUUCUACGAGAAGGACAAGAGUGAUGUCUUAACCUGCAAGGCACUGGACACAGUGACUUUUGAUCCCACGCCAGAAUACAUUGCCAAAAGCGUCAAUGUGCCACAAGUCAGCCGUUAUAUGAAGCUCCGCCGAUACAAGGAUCCCGUUUACAUGAUAACCGGGCUCAAGAUCGGUCGUGAAUGCUCCCUUCAGAGCAGCCAGAACAGAAGCAAAGGCGUCAAGCUGGACGGUGGCCUGAAUGCCCCGGCAACCCCCUGCCAGACUGGCUUUGAGGCCAGCCUGUCAACCGCCGCCAGGCAAGGCGAAAGCUGGGAAGGCUCCACUGAUUUCAUUGUUGCUUUUCGCGUCAAGAAAAUCUGGUGCCAUCAAGGAGAGCUGCGGAGUAGAACGCACCAAGACAAGGCUGUGAUGCAGAAUGGAGGAGCUGUGAAGGCCGAAAGUGCCGUGGUGCUGAUGCAUGAUGAUGAUGUCACUCUUGACAAUGUAUUUAUUGACAAGCAUUUGACUACAGAGACGGAGGCUGAGAAUGGCGAAGACGUGGUUUGGAUCGUCCCAAAGGUCGAUCAAGACUUGUAG
This is a messenger RNA of Fusarium falciforme, 864 nucleotides long. RefSeq lists its product as hypothetical. The coding region runs from base 25 to 864 and encodes 279 amino acids. The record is from RefSeq and is a predicted model, not a curated record. Lineage: Eukaryota; Fungi; Ascomycota; Sordariomycetes; Hypocreales; Nectriaceae. The transcript is spliced from 2 exons.